Messenger RNA from Oncorhynchus keta (chum salmon), 4855 nucleotides. RefSeq names its product isthmin-2-like. The transcript has 6 exons. The record is from RefSeq and is a predicted model, not a curated record. NCBI's taxonomy places the organism in Eukaryota, Metazoa, Chordata, Actinopteri, Salmoniformes, Salmonidae. The coding region runs from base 901 to 2553 and encodes 550 amino acids.
CACAUGCAGCAAAGAGCGGUAGGGAGAGAGUGGACACAAGCCGAUCUCUGAAAUAUAUUCAUAUAGUUAAAUAGGUGAAUAACGGGCCAAUAUCGGCAUGUAAAACUGUAUCUGUUACUGGAGAGUGACGCCUCUUGCGGUGAAGUUUACAUUGACGCGCCAUAUUUUUACAUAAAGAGUAGUGUGAAAGUAGACCUAUGAUCAGCGCCUUUGCUAAGGGGGAAUGUUUUCUUGACGUGUGACACCUACUGUGCCUAAUGAAGGUGUUGGCUCCCUGGUAAUCCAUUUAAUCCAGUCUACAAAGUCACUUAUCUCCUCUUCCAUUAUGCGCGUGCCAAUUAUCAGUCGUUUCUGUGUCCCGGUCACAUCUCCAAAGGGCUCUCUCCCUCUCUAUUUGGAUAACUAGAUCCGCGAGACACCCCCUCUUAAGCAUCACUCCUCUCUUCAACAGUGUAGAAGGUGUGAAGACGUGCGUAUCCGAAUCAGUGCGACUCAGACACUGAUUGAUUUGGACAAACCUGCGUUGUAGAUAAUCGACUGACUUCAAUUGGAUAAUGGAUUAACGCGUCAGAGAUAACGCAAACAGGCUAUUCUCAACUCCAGAUGUCAAUGUAUUGGAAGAAAACACUCACCCAUCCAUAAGGAAGUGUACCCAACUAUUUUAACCUAGUUGAAUAAACCGUUCACCGGUGCGCACUGAGAGAGUGCGUGGUUGUGUGUGUCUUUUGUACUUAUAGCCCAAGUUGGUCUGGUUAAAUGGGGAGGCUUAAAGAACCUAGACAUUGACCUAGACGCAACAUAUAGGCAGACAGACAGUGAAAGGAGAAAUCAGUCGCUUUGAGAGUCUGAGUGGUCAGAGUUGCGUCGAAGUGCGGCAGAGGGAUAUGGAUUGUGCGUCGGAUGCCAUCGGACAUCAGCGCGCAUCUCUAUCAAGAGGAAGACUUUAAAGCUGUUGCUGCUGGUCGAAUAGGUGACCUGCUCGUAAGGAAACAAGUUCUGGAAAAGAGAAGCUCGGAUGAGGACAGAAAACAACGUUUCUCUCGCGACGUAAAGAAUAUACAAGUUAGGGAUAAAUUGGAUAGAUUGGGGACUUCAAAUUACUUGUUAGUUGUCACUUCAAUGGAGAAAAUGAUUCAAGUCGGAGGGAGAUGUCUGACAAUAUUGAUGAUCUUUUUAGUACUUUUCGUUGGAUUGGUGAUGGGCUUUCCCACCAAACAGCACAACAAACUGCAUAACGGCGUGUCUUUGGAGGCUCGUGCUCAGUCGCCCGCCAGUGGGGUCCAUCGUGGACCGGAGGCCCUGGAGCAGCAGAACCAGGUCCAGAGCCUCCUCCCCCCUGACAUGGAGCACCGCCACAAGAGGAGGUGGUCUCACUCUCAGCAUCGCUCCGUAGGGGUUCUGCCCCAGCCUGAGCCAGAGGAGGAGAUUAAACCCUUCGUUCUGGACCUCAAGAACUUCCCUGAGCUCGCCAAUGCAGACAUCAGCUCUCAGAACCCCAACAUCCAGGUGACCAUUGAGGUGGUGGAUGACCCUAACAUAGAAGUGGAGAUGGAUCUGGUAACGGACGAGGACUGGAUCCCUCCUUCCUCCCCUUCCACUGUAGACUGGCUGGGCGGUAAGAAGCUGUUCUGGCCCCUGUUCUGGGGCUACACAGAUGCUGACUCCAGUGAGGAUGGAACUGGCCGCUCAGGGCUGGAGGAGACUGAAGAGGAGGAGGAGGACGAUUACCUGUUGGAGUAUGGUAGUGAGGAGCCCCUCCCAAGUGGAGUGGGGGGAGACUGGGACAGUCGCUGGAAUGAGGGUUGGGACGCCACUCAUAGCUACUAUGAGGAGGGGACGGAGGAGUGGAGUGCCUGGUCUCUGUGCUCAGUCACCUGUGGUCAUGGAGAGAGGAAGAGGACACGGUCCUGUGGUUACAGCUGCACCCUGACAGAGGCCACCAAAUGUGACAUGGAGCCUUGUCCAGACGCUGUCAACACAGUGGCUGAACCUUUCCCCUUCGAGAUGGAGAACGGCACUGAACCGUUUGGCACAGAUGUGGACACCUGUGAGAAGUGGCUGAACUGUAAGAGCGACUUCCUCCAGAGAUACCUCAACCAGGUCCUUUCAGAACUACCCAGCUGCCCCUGUGCCUACCCCUCGGCCGCCGCCUACACAGUGGUCAGCGCUUUCGACGAGGGACACGACCGGACCUUCCGUUGGCAUGACGCCAGUGGCCCUAAAGAACGCCUGGACAUCUACAAACCCUCUGCGAGGACUUGCAUCCGCUCGGCCCUCUCCAGCGAUGUCGCUACGCUCGGCGCCCAGCACUGUUGCUACGACGACCGUGGCUGUCUGAUCACACGGGGUAAGGGUGCAGGAACGCCCAACCUGAUCAGCACGGAUUUCUCCCCGGAGCUCCACUUCAAGGUGGACGUGCUUCCCUGGAUCCUGUGUAAAGGGGACUGGAGCCGCUUCCACGCGGUGCGGCCGCCCAACAACGGCCUGGUCUGCCCGGAGAACCCCCACCUUGACGUGUUCAUAAACGAGCUGGAGGAGGCCCGGGAAUACUGAGAACACACACAGCAGCCAAAACUACACUACCCAGAAUUCACCCGUACAGUGGGGCCCAAUCCUAACUUGAGAAGGGAGCGCGUGUAGGACUGUUUUGCAUAGCUUUUUGCAUUUUGCAUAUAAGGAGGUAUGGCGGUUGCAAGGUUGAGGUGCAAGUUGAUUUCAAGUUAGGAUUUGGCACAUUAAACACCCUGUGACCAGACCCAACAGAACAGAACUGAACUUCAUUGAACUGAACAACAACUAAAAAACGCAGUCCUGUCAAUGCUUGCCGACGUGUUUCGCAUCCAGCAUGGUACCAAGCUCUCUGUCUCUCUCUCUCGCCGUCUGUCCAUGACAUUGUCGUCUAGCCUGUUGGUGGCUUGUUGUAGGUGUCGUGGCUCUGUGUGACUGACGAAAGCAACAUAAACAUCCCAAAUGUACUUCCUGAUUUGAUUUUGCUGUGCGAGAUGUUUGAUACUGUAGUAAGUCUUGUUUUGAAAAGGGGAUUGUGGAAUGUGUCAUGCCCAACACAUGAAUAAAGUCAUAACUAUGCUGCUAUGAGAAGAUGAAGUUAAAUAGGUACUGGAGGGGGAUAUAUGAUUGAACAAACAUGAAUUUGCUGAAAGGUUAUUCUUAAAAAAUAUAAUCUAAAGCUGAGGAGAGAAUUUGGUCUAAAGAAAGAAGUUUACAAGCACGAACAACCACACCCAGCACCUCAUGCUCAUUCUUGAUACCAUGUCAACAGAACAACUUCUUAGAAGCUUGGAGGUGGAGACAGUCUUCUGGUCUGGACUGAACUUCUCGUCCUCUGUUUCAACAAUGACAGUUUGAGAACCUUCAAUCAUGGAUGUUUCUACAGUUUUCUCAGGGGGACUCAUAUUGUUAGAGAUUAUAGCCCAUACGUACCUCAACAGUGGAGCAGCAUUGGGAACCACUACUUCAGUGCACUUCAGAGUGCACUUCGGACUGUACUUCAGAGCGCACAUUAAAGAUGAAUGGUACCUGUUACGGAAACGAAAAAGUUGGAUCUACAGUGUAAAUGGAUGAAGAGCGGAUAAAUACAGUAUUAAUUCAGAUAAAGUUAUGAAAUGAUGCUCUGUGCGGUUUUUGGCAAGCCAUUUUUUCUGUCAAUGUAAUUAAAGUUGAAUAGCUGUUCUAUUCCAUUGCGAUAUGUUGCAUUGUUUUUGCAAAGACUUCGUAGGAGUGGGAACUGUUGGCUUGAAGUCUUAACAUUUAUGCUCCAAACCUCUUUCAGGAAUUCAGUUUUUUUUUAAUGUGUGCAAACAUGCAUUACAUUUUUAAAUCACAUGUUGUUGUUGUUUUUUAAAGGAAGGCACUUUAUUUAAGGUAUAUAUAUAUAUAUAUAUAUAUAUAUAUAUAUAUAUAUAUAUAUAUAUAUAUAUAUAUAUACAUAUAUACAAACGAUGGCAUGUAUGAAAAUCAAAUGUUUAUAUGUUUGUGAAAGGGUAACUUGCCAGAAAUGCUGCAUUGUUCAUUUGUAAAGUAUAUUAUCAUGUGAGUUUCUGUUUAAAAGCAUGGUUGAUAUUUUGUGAUUUCUUAAACUAGUAUAACUAUACUCAUAGAAAAAAGGUGCUAUCUAGAACCUAAAAGGGUUCUUCGGCUGUCCCCUUAGGAGAACUCUUAGAAUAACCCUUGUUCGUUCCAGGUAGAAUCCUUUUGGUUCCAAGUUGAACGGUUUUGGGUUCCAUUAUAAAACCUUUUCAACAGAGGGUUCUACAUGGAACCCAAAAAUGGUUCUACCUGGAACAAAAAAGUGUUUUACCUGGAGCCAAAAAGGGUUGUCCUAUGGGGACAGUUGAAGAACCCUUUUGAAACCCUUUUGUCUAAGAGUGUACCAUAUUGUCUUGUACAGUAUUUAUUGUCCGUUUUUUUAAGUCUGCUAAAGCUUUGAAAUGACUCUACUAAAACCCACAUGGUGCACUACUAGGGUUGCAAAAUUCACAACAUUCACUUUCCCAAAAUACCCAGGUAAAGAAAAUCCUGGCUGGAAUAUUUGUGGAAUCGGCAGGGCAUAAACCUGCGAGGGAAUCAUCCAACCUGGAGUUCUUCAACUGGGAUUUCUGGAAAACUCCUGGAAUUAUUUCGGGAAAGGUUCUGGAAUCUUUAAAACCUACUUCGGACUGAGACACUCUGAUUCCACGGUGACGUCAGAAGGGAAACGACCUGCCUCACAUGAUAUGACCACUCCAACAGCAACUCCAUCAAGUGUCUGUAUCGUUUUAUCAUUUUAUUGUACUUCUGUGCUAUGAAAAUAUGUUGUGACAAAUACAAUGAGGAAUAUAAAGACAUUUGCAUUGAU